AUGUUUACUCAAGGUGCCCGCACGAUUGGCACGCCCCUCGAUGUCGCGGCCGGCGUGUCCACGCUGCGCUUGGACACCCCAGGCCGGCGCCAUGGCCACGUUUUCUAUCCGCGCGAGGAUGCCGCUGCCAGGCCUCCCUCGAGAAGCCUGUCCCAGUUGUCUCUGAGAGGAGCCGUUGGCUCGGCCCCGUCGCCGCCCUUGGCGGCGUCGGCCUCCUCUCCAGAUCUCGGCAGACCCCGAUCAGGCAGAGAGGAGAUCCCUCCCCUGCGGUUUCCUUCCCCAACCCAAGGUUCCUACAAAGUUCGCCCGCCCUACGCUGCAGAUGAUGGCAUGCCAAAGCGCAUGGAAAGAGCGACGCCCGAGCGCGGCCAAGGGCCGGGUGCGCGGCCGUCAUCGGCCUCGGCGCCGUGGGAGGCAGCAGCGAGGUGCACUCAGCCAGUUGUCGCUCCAGCCGUCUGGCACUACCGGCCACCAUCGGCUCGUGAACGGUCGCUGGGACGAGGUUCAGAACGAUCUACGUCUCCUUCGGCACGCUUUGACAGUGCUAAAGGCCCCAGAGGAGGUCCGGUCGGCUACGAGAAGGAGAUCCUGCGCGCCGCCUCGCCCCUGCGGAUCCCACGGGCCGGAUACGGACUUGACCUCGACAGCCUCGACCCGCCACGGUUCUCAGGAGCGGGUUCAGCGCCGGACUCGAAGCCGAGUGCCAGGCGAGGAGCCGCCGGCCCCGCCCUUCGCCCGCGGCCCACACGGGCGGCGGCGAACCUGGCGGGCAACAAGAUCUCCCAGGCGCGCGCUGACCUCCGCGCCAGGCGGGCCGACCUCCGCAUGAACCAUGGAGAGGUCAACGGACGCGAAGCACGCGCGCCUGGGAAAACAUGGUGCUGGCAGCACGGUUUGCCGAGGUCAAUCUGCCACAGGCCCUCUUGA
This is a messenger RNA of Symbiodinium natans, 927 nucleotides long. NCBI's taxonomy places the organism in Eukaryota, Dinophyceae, Suessiales, Symbiodiniaceae. The record is from the annotation of a GenBank genome assembly.